Messenger RNA from Mesorhabditis spiculigera, 2115 nucleotides. Lineage: Eukaryota; Metazoa; Nematoda; Chromadorea; Rhabditida; Rhabditidae. The record is from the annotation of a GenBank genome assembly.
AUGCAAAUAACGGUCUCAUCAUCCCCCCUGUCACUGGAGGAAAAGGAGGAACAACUGCGUAAUAGGCUACUUGCUAAAACAAGGCAACGCCUAGAGGAACCUGAUGCGAAGGUCAGGCCAAGCCGGGAUGAUGAAGCCGAAGAAGAGGAAGACGUCGAGUUGUUCCAGGUUCAACCGAAGGAAAAGCGUGUUGAGCGGCCUCGUAUAACCUACACAGAUCGCGAUCGGGAUCGGAAAGAUAAGGAGCGAUCAAAAGUUCGCGAAAAGGACCACGAUCGAAGAGAGCGCAGUGCUGAACGUCGGCGCGCAGAGCACACCAAGCAUGGAAGUCGUCACAGCGAUCGCCGUUUGGGUGAACGCCCACGUUCUGAUCGGCGACACGAGGAUCGCGAAGGGUUCAUCGCCAAGCACCGAAAGCGUGAAAAGGAGAAGGAGAAGGAGCGAGGUCGGGACAAGGAGCGACGGGAUCGCGACAAGGAGAAAGAUAAAGACCGAAAGCGAACGAAGAGAAGUAGAACGAAGUCACCCGGAGAAGCCGAUGACGAGAAAAGACCAAAGUUGGAGGAGGUGGUCGACAAGAUCGAGAUCAAAGACGAUCCGCAGUUUGCGAACCGUAGCCCAUCUUAUGAACAAGUUGAUGAAGAGAUGGGCGAUGCUGAGCAGCGGGAUACUGACGACGAAAAAGCUCGCAAGCCCGGCUACUCAAAGUUUGAUAGUGACAGUGAGAACGAGGACGAGAAGAGGGGCUAUGGUGAUUUUGACUCUCCAGGGCGCUCGCCUGUCAUAUUACGUGACUCGGACGACGAUCUGGUGACUGCUCAAGAUAUCGAGGACGAAGAUGAGCAAGAUGAAGAGUUUGCCUUUGACCCGACCCUCAUCCCAUUCGACGAAUUGACGGAUGAGCAGAAGGCUCGGUUGAGCCCGUUCACGCUCAAGGACCUGGAGACGAGAUGGCAGAAGACCCUUAUACGACAGCUGCCUAUUUAUUAUGCGGGGAUUAUGGGGUGUCGCAAUGUUCGCGAGUACGAUUGCAUGAACAAAGUGGAGGAGGGUACAUUUGGGGUCGUUUAUCGGGCGAAGUGUCGGCGCACAGAGGAAGUGGUAGCUUUGAAGCGGUUAAAGAUGGAGAAGGAGCGUGACGGUUUCCCGAUCACGUCUCUGCGCGAAAUCAACAUGUUGCUGAAGUCUGGGAGUCACCCUAAUAUUGUCAAUGUCCGCGAGAUCGUGAUCGGUGACAACGUGGACAAGAUUUUCUUGGUGAUGGAAUUCGUCGAGCACGACCUGAAAAGCCUGAUGGACACGAUGAAGCGCCGGAAUAAGUUCUUCGAAGUUGGUCAUGUCAAGACGCUCCUGAAACAGCUGCUCUCCGGACUCGAUCACAUGCACAAUCUUUGGAUCCUGCAUCGAGAUCUGAAAACAUCGAACCUGCUUAUGACGCACAACGGCAUUCUGAAGAUCGCCGAUUUCGGGUUGGCCCGAGAAUACGGCGACCCGCUCGAGCCGUACACCGAGAUUGUCGUCACGCUCUGGUAUCGAGCACCGGAGUUGCUGCUAGGCGCUAAGCUAUACUCAACGCCCAUCGACAUGUGGUCUGUGGGGUGCAUCAUGGCCGAGUUCAUCCGGCUGAAACCGCUAUGGGCGGGGAGCGGGGAGCCGGAUCAGUUGCGCAAGAUAUUCAUGGAUUGUGGCACGCCGCAAGUGGACAAAUGGCCGGGUAUUGAGCAGCUCGAGAACUGGAAAAAGCUGCAGUUUGAGCACUUCCCGUACAAUCAGCUCAGGAAAAAGUUCGAUUCUCAAAUGCUGAACCAAACUGCGUGGGAGCUGCUGAACUCGAUGUUGACCUACAACCCUGACAAGCGCUACACGGCCACGCAAGCUCUCAAGUCGGCAUGGUUUAAGGAGGAACCAUUGCCGAUACCAUCCGAACAAUUCCCCACCUUCCCAGCCAAGAGCGAAGGAGGGCGCGGCCCGCCGAAGAAGGUCGAACCGGAAGCACCGAGGGGACAUGUGGAAUUGGACGAAAACACAAAGGACCUCCUCGCCGGCUUAAACAUCCCGAUGAAGGCGGCGGCUAGCAGCAGCGGCUUCGCGCUCAAAUUCGACAAAACUCGCUUC